Messenger RNA from Mycotypha africana, 1359 nucleotides. RefSeq lists its product as uncharacterized. The coding region runs from base 211 to 1176 and encodes 321 amino acids. The transcript has a single exon. Lineage: Eukaryota; Fungi; Mucoromycota; Mucoromycetes; Mucorales; Mycotyphaceae. The record is from RefSeq and is a predicted model, not a curated record.
CUUGUGUGAAACCUUCUUUUUCUGAGUUUUCAUUUUUAUUAAACAAAUAUAAAUAGCAAAAAGAAUUUCUUGUGCGCAUUCCUUUAAACGUACAAAGUUUGUAUAUUUUCUUUAAAAAAAAAGCAACGCAGACUAGAUAACAGAGCGAACUUCUUUUCAGCAUUGUUGCAUUUCAUAUAUCCUACUUUUUUUCCUAAAAAAAAAAGACAAAUGAAGUUUUCUAUUCUUUCUACAAGAAAGCUUUUCCCCGAAUAUGUUAUAAUAUCUAUAGCGCUUUUGCAAUCGGAAAUAUUUUGGAUUUGUUCAGUUGUCUAUCAUGUACUUAUAUCUCGUUUUCCAAACCAGACGACGCCAACAGCAGCCCCAAUCAUCAGAGAUAAUGGCUCCAGAAAUCGAGCAGAAUCAGCACCACCCAUUCUUGCCAACGGUGCAGCUGAGAAGAAAGGAAGGAAUAUCACCUAUUGCAAGUCUAUAACCGAAAAUGUUAAUAAAGAGGUCUCCACACGAAGAGCUAGUCUUGAUGACAUUAAAAGCUUACCGUCAUUCCGUGUUCGGCCUUCAAUUCAUGAUGAGCGAACAGGAACUACCUGCCCUCCAAUUUGGUGGCAAAAGACACGAGUUAAAUUAAGGCGUCCUCCAACUCAUAUUCGUACAGAGGACCAAAAUCUAGCAAUUACAGCAGGUAUACGUCCGAUCUUUUCUCAAUCUUCCUACACUAGUAGCAGCAGUAGCAGUGUUGAAACACUAAAGAAUUCAUCGUUCUGUAAAUUGAAAUCCUCAAAAGAGUCAGGCGCACAUACAAUCAGAACAACAACAACAACAACAACAACAACAUCAUCAUCAUCAUCAUCAUCAUCCUCAACAUCAACACCUGCCGUUCUCAUUGAUGGAAAAUCAACUUCUUCUGAUUUAAGGCCAUCCACAUCACUAACAUCACUACACAGCAUAUUUAACUCUUCUCAAAAGACUUUAUACUCUUCUAUAUCCUCCUACUCCGUUGAUGAAGAAUACGAGUUGCCGCAUGAAGGCAUUCAUAAGAACGUAUCCGAUGACCCUCCUACACAAAAACGACAACGUAAGAUUAAGAAAUUCAUCACCAAAUUCAACACCUCCUUUCGUCCCUCUCAUCACACAAGCAACAUCAAUGCCCUUUCAUCCACAACACCCAUAAAUUGAUUAUUUAUUCUCGAUAAACCCUGUAAAUAGCCAUAACUAUCCUUGUAAAUCAUAAAGCAUCAAGUGCUUUUCCAUUUGCCGUUCAUGUCGCGCAUAAUCAUUCUUCAUUGUUUACUCAAAUAAACCCUGCGUUUUUGGUCUGUUAUGUUAAUCGGUGUAGACAUAAUUAUAUAUCCAAAUAGA